AUGUCACGAUCAUCUUAUGACCGAUAUCUCACUGUGUUCUCUCCUGAAGGAAGGUUAUACCAAGUCGAAUACGCAUUCAAGGCUAUUACAUCAGCAGGUAUUACUGCCGUAGCUGUUAGAGGGAAAGAUACAGCUGUUAUUAUCACUCAACGGAAAGUACCUGACAAGCUACUCGAUCCUGAAACGAUCACUCAUUUAUUCCAAAUCACUCCUACUAUAGGAUGUGUAAUGACUGGAUUAAUAGCCGAUGCAAGAGCUCAAGUACAGAGAACACGUUCUGAGGCAGCUUCAUUUAGAUAUAAGUUUGGUUAUGAGAUAUCACCUGAAGCUUUGGCUAAAAGAAUGGCAAACAUCAACCAAGUAUACACGCAAAGAGCAGGUAUGAGACCGUUAGGUAUCUCUAUGAUUUUGAUUGGACCAGACGAUGAGAGAGGACCACAAGUAUUCAAACUUGAUCCUGCAGGCUACUUCACAGGUUAUAAAGCUACUGCAUCAGGACAAAAGCAAACUGAAGCCACUAAUUAUUUGGAGAAGAAAUGGAAAACUGUGGAAUCUGACAAAACGGUAUUAGAUAGAGCAGGUGUAAUUGAAAUCGCCAUAGAAUGUCUAUCAUCAGUCGUUCAGACAGACUUCAAAGCUUCAGAAAUCGAAAUUGGAAUUUCAUCUACAUCAUCCGAUGAAACUAGUAUCGAAGGUCAAGAAGGAAGAUUCAGACAGAUGGAUGAGGAAGAAAGAGGUGAAUGGUUAGUCAGAGUUGGUGAGAAGGAUUAA
Messenger RNA from Kwoniella shivajii, 771 nucleotides. RefSeq lists its product as uncharacterized. The transcript is spliced from 10 exons. Gene Ontology annotation, cellular component: proteasome core complex, alpha-subunit complex; proteasome core complex; cytosol. Lineage: Eukaryota; Fungi; Basidiomycota; Tremellomycetes; Tremellales; Cryptococcaceae. Gene Ontology annotation, biological process: ubiquitin-dependent protein catabolic process; proteasomal protein catabolic process. The record is from RefSeq and is a predicted model, not a curated record. Bases 1 to 771 code for a protein of 256 amino acids.